AUGGCUGGUACUGAGCAGCGAGAAGAAGAGCAACACGCUCAAAAUGCAUUUGACAUGAACUCGGUGGUAGGUCAACGAGACUUGGAACAUGAGAUUACAUUUGCACUGUUAUUCAAUUGGUUUAUAGGCUGGCCUGUUAUAUUCUUAUCAUUUGUUGGAUUGACCAUCACAAUCUCCAAGAAAUACGUUACAGAACCUUUCAUAGAUGAAAUAUUUCAUAUCCCACAAACAAUACAAUACUUCAAUGGAGAUUUCAAGACCUGGGAUCCUAAAAUCACAACUCCACCAGGGCUUUAUUAUCUAGGUUAUAUUUGGUCAAAAUUCAUACAAUUAACCCACUUACCAAUAAAUCCUAUUGGAUUAGGCUCAUUACGUUUGCUAAAUACAAUUGGUGGUACUUUGGUUCUACCUUUUGUGUUGAACCCAUUAUUUAUAUUAAAUCCAAUUGGAUUCUGGCCAAUAAGUAUAGUAUUAUUCCCAAUAUUAUCAUCAUUUUAUACGUUAUAUUAUACAGAUGUUUGGUCCACAGUUUUGAUUGUUACUUCACUAAGUCUUGCAGUGGCGCUGCCUUAUGGAGAUGUUAAAAGUGUUAGAUUAUCUGCAUUUGUUGCAUUUUUAAGUAUUUGGUUUAGACAAACAAAUAUAAUAUGGAAUUUAUUCAUCUUAGUACUUGUUAUUGAAAGAAGGGCAUUAAUUGAAAAAAAAUUCAAUAAAUCAUUUUUGAAUAAUUGUAUCAAAUUUGUUAUUCAAUUUUUUGAAGAUUUUUGGGAUUUUAGUCUACCUUUUAUCAUUAAUGUGAUUUUAUUUACGGGAUUUAUAAUUUAUAACAGAGGUAUCACAUUGGGUGAUAAGGAAAAUCAUGUCGCAGGCUUACAUAUAGCACAAGUUUUUUAUUGUUUUACAUUUUUAACAGUUUUCACAACACCAUUAUGGAUAUCAGAAUUUAGAAUUAAAACAUACCUAAGAAGAUAUAAACGUUUACCAAUAGUCAUACUAUUAGAAUUCAUAAUCAUGGCAAUUGUCAUCAGAUUUUUCACUGUUGUUCAUCCAUUUUUACUAGCAGAUAAUAGACAUUAUACAUUUUAUAUCUGGAGAAAAAUUAUAAAUUUAAGAUGGUGGACAAAAUAUUUAAUGAUUCCAAUUUAUCAUUUUAGUAUAAAUAUAGUUACACAACAAUUAAGUGAAAAUGGAUUUUAUUUUGAUUCAAUAACUCCAUUACCUAUAAAAGAACCAAAAGAUUUACCAUUAAAACCAACAGGAAUUUCCAUAAUUAUGUUAAUCAUUUGUAUUAUAUUAACUAUUGUACCUUCACCAUUAUUUGAACCAAGAUAUUAUAUAUUACCUUUUAUUUUUUUCAGAUUAUUUAUUGCAGUUCCUUAUGAAGGGUUUUUCAUCGGUGGAUCAUUAAAUGAUAUUACCUUGACAAGGUUAAAAUUAGAAUUAGCUUUAUUUGUUAUUAUCAAUAUCAUAACUUUUGUUAUAUUCAUUUCUUAUACAUUUCCAUGGGAAUCUGAAUCUGCAUUACAAAGAAUCAUUUGGUGA
Molecule: messenger RNA, 1542 nt
Organism: Hansenula ciferrii
Lineage: Eukaryota; Fungi; Ascomycota; Saccharomycetes; Phaffomycetales; Wickerhamomycetaceae
Gene: DIE2
Product: dolichyl-P-Glc:Glc(2)Man(9)GlcNAc(2)-PP-dolichol alpha-1,2- glucosyltransferase
Exons: 1
Coding region: 1-1542 (513 amino acids)
Biological process (GO): dolichol-linked oligosaccharide biosynthetic process; protein N-linked glycosylation
Cellular component (GO): endoplasmic reticulum
Molecular function (GO): dolichyl pyrophosphate Glc2Man9GlcNAc2 alpha-1,2-glucosyltransferase activity
Source: RefSeq, a predicted model, not a curated record